AUGUCAAAUACCAUCGACCUGACGCUGGACUCGCCGCCUCGCCCAGCCAUCACGCUGCCAGUAGGAUCCUCGUCGAAUAGCACCUCCACUCAAGACCAAGGCCAGUCUACUUCGUCAUCAUCGGCAGCUGCGCCGAGUGGCAGUGGCACCGGCAGCGGCAGUGGGAGCAGUCGACGCCCAAUGCGAUCGUCAGCAUCGGAUGAUGGCUUCGAGAUCAGUCAUAUGUCAGAAGGUGCGCAACGAGCCGCCGAUGCUGCCAGAGCAGCUCGGCAAGCCCAAAUGAUGCAAACAGAGGAUUCAGUACGAUGGAGGCAAAACUUUCUGACCUCAGAGGGACGCGAGCCACGCCGACGUCCACCAACUUCUGCAGCGGGGGGUGGUGCGUCCUCCUCCUCAUCAUCAUCAUCGGCAACUAGACCUACGUCAGGGAGCGGAUUCUCUAUCACCAGCACCACCCACAACGCGCCCGGUGUACGCAUCCACGAUGGUCUGCCCCCUGGUCCGCACGCCAACAGUAGCAACGCAGCAGCAGGCCCCUCAGGCACUCGUCGUGUCGCAGUAGACAUGAUGAUCAACGGCGGGGUUCAUCGAGUCUAUGUCCCCGAGGAUCAGAUGCCUGGUCGUCGUGGUGCCAACAGCGCUGCCGGAAGAGUAGCCGCGGCAGCAGCAGCUCCCCAACAAGCCGCCUCGGGCUACUCAAUGGGCGGCGUCCUCGCCAAUCUUUCCCAUCUUGCCACUAGAGUAGAAGGCGUUGCGACCCACAUGGCUGCUCACGCUGGCUUUGGAGGCGGGGCAGCUGCUCGAGGAUUGCCUCGACGAGGGGCAUUAGCUGGAGUCGCGCGAGGAAGGGGAGGAGGAAGAGGAGGUGGCGGAGGUCGAGGAGGCGCAAGGGCAAGUGGGGGUUGGAACCCUUCUGCGGCCAUGAGGAAAGAGCUCGAGAAGGUGAUCCCCGCCAAACAUGAUCCCAAGAUGGUACUCAACCACACCAGCCAUACGCCAAAGGGCAACGGCCCAGUCGACCUCACGGAUAGCAACCCCAGCAAAGCAAAUAAGAAGACCUUCUCUUUCGGCAUUGUGGAACCACCCCUCGACGUGGAAACAUUCGAGCAGGACCCUCGUAUCAUUCGCGGCCCUCUCCCUGACACGAGUCCCAUUUGCGCCGGAUGCGAUUGUGCGCUUGUCCUUGGCGGCAGUGGACCAAGGAGGAUCUGGGCGUUGCCCUGUGGCCACGUCAUCGACGGGCGCUGCUAUGAGAGGUACGCGAAUGGCAUCACCCCGGCCAGGGCGAGAGACAUGGCACGCGAGGAGGUGGAGAAGGCGAGGAGAGAUGAGGCUGUCGUUCUCAAGGAAGACGGGGAGGAGGAUAGCAAAGCGUCGAUCAUCCCCCUGGGUGUGGACGCAGAUAGUAGUAUGGAGGGAAGCAGCAGCAGCAGCAGCAGCGGCAGCCACAGUCGCCUGCGCGUCAAGCGUCCCCGAGAAGAUGACGAUGGCGAAGGUUUCGAGAGGGACGAGCCUCACAAGGCCUUGAAGCCAGACGAGGGCAGUUCUGCUACACACAGCGUGAGGAACUCGCCCAGCGACAAAGGCAAAGGCCGCGCCAUCAGCUCGGAUGGAGACGUAUCCGCCGGAGGAGACACCGCCACACACGCCACUCUUACCGACGCCCCUUCUCACCAGCGCGGCGCAAAUGGCAUCAAGAUCGACGCAGAAGAAGAAUACGCCGCCGCCGCCCCUGUUGACAGCGAGACGGAAGACGAGCAAUCAGUCUCUCACUCAACAGUGGGCGCCAUCAGGGGAAGGGGGCGAGCAAGGGGUGGGAGUAGAAGCAGGCCCGGGGGUCGCACCGCAAGUGGCGCCGCAUCGCUUGCGACGUCUCCCCGCGGCGCGAGCAAGACGAAGAAAGCCUCAGUGGCCGGAGCGACAACAACAGCAGCAGCAGCAACAGAGAAGCCCUGCAAGCGUGUCAAGACGUUCGUAUGCCCUGUCGAAGGGUGCAACCAGCGCGUGGCUACACAGCAGGGGAGGGCGGCAAGCGGUGUGGAGCUGUACGUUUGA
This is a messenger RNA of Jaminaea rosea, 2055 nucleotides long. RefSeq lists its product as hypothetical. The record is from RefSeq and is a predicted model, not a curated record. The transcript has 2 exons. Lineage: Eukaryota; Fungi; Basidiomycota; Exobasidiomycetes; Microstromatales. The coding region runs from base 1 to 2055 and encodes 684 amino acids.